This is a messenger RNA of Pungitius pungitius (ninespine stickleback), 6860 nucleotides long. It is a transcript of the gene scube1, whose product is annotated as signal peptide, CUB domain, EGF-like 1. Gene Ontology annotation, molecular function: calcium ion binding. Gene Ontology annotation, cellular component: cell surface. Gene Ontology annotation, biological process: signal transduction. The coding region runs from base 125 to 3187 and encodes 1020 amino acids. NCBI's taxonomy places the organism in Eukaryota, Metazoa, Chordata, Actinopteri, Perciformes, Gasterosteidae. The record is from RefSeq and is a predicted model, not a curated record. The transcript has 23 exons.
UCUCGUAUCAGCGACACACACACACACACACACACACACACACACGCACGGGUACUCACACGCACACGCGCACGGUCCAAACCCCCAGAAAAAGCCCUGCUGAAUCCUCACACCGUCUGUCAGCAUGGGGAGCGCUUGUUUUUCCCGGGACGUUUGUUUGUUUAUGCUCCUCAUAAAUACUUGCAGGGUGAUGGGGAAUGUCGGACUCGCAGACGCAGACGAGUGCGCGGAGGGUUCGGACGACUGCCAUAUCGACGCCCUGUGCCAGAACACGCCCAAGUCCUACAACUGCAUCUGCAAGCCGGGCUACAAGGGAGAUGGCAAGCAGUGCGAAGACAUGGACGAGUGUGAGAACGACUACAAUGGGGGCUGUGUCCAUGAAUGCAUCAACAUACCUGGCAACUACAGAUGCACCUGCUACGACGGAUUCAUGCUGGCCCACGAUGGACACAACUGUCAGGAUGUCGACGAGUGCGCGGACAACAACGGCGGGUGCCAGCAAGUGUGCGUCAACACCAUGGGGAGCUACGAGUGUCAGUGCACAGACGGCUUCUUCCUUAGCGACAACCAGCACACCUGCAUCCACCGCUCGGACGACGGGAUGAACUGCAUGAACAAGGCUCACGGCUGUGCCCACAUCUGCAGGGAGGCACCAGGCAAAGGCGGGGUCUCGUGCGAGUGCCGUCCUGGCUUUGAGCUGGCCAAGAACCAAAAAGAUUGCACAUUGACAUGUAACUAUGGAAACGGCGGCUGCCAGCACACUUGCGACGACACAGACACAGGUCCGGUGUGCGGCUGCCACCAGAAGUAUGCCUUGCAUUCAGACAGCAAGACCUGCAUCGAGAAAGAUGAGGCUGCAAUUGAGAGCUCUGAGUUCAAUGCCACGUCAGUAGCUGAUGUGGACAAGCGGGUGAAACGGCGGCUACUUAUGGAAACCUGCGCCGUGAACAACGGCGGCUGUGACAGGACGUGCAAAGACACGGCCACAGGGGUGCGCUGCAGCUGCCCCGUGGGAUUCACUCUGCAGCCCGACGGCAAAACAUGCAAAGACAUUGACGAAUGCCAGGAGAACAACGGAGGCUGCGAUCACUUCUGCAGGAACACGGUGGGCUCCUUCGACUGCAGCUGCCAGAAAGGCCAUAAACUACUUACCGAUGAACGGACGUGCCAAGACAUUGAUGAAUGCUCCUUUGAGAGAACAUGUGACCACAUCUGCGUCAACUACCCCGGCAGCUUUGAGUGCCUUUGCCACAAGGGCCACAUCCUGUACGGACUCACUCACUGUGGAGACAUUGAUGAGUGCAGCAUCAGCAACGGGAGCUGUGAGUACGGCUGCAUAAACACCCAGGGGGGCUACGAGUGUGUGUGUCCGCCUGGACAGAAGCUCCACUGGAACAAGAAAGAUUGCAUCGAGGCGGUGAAGUGUCUGCCUAAUGGGAAGCCAGCACCCCGAGCCCAGCUGACAUGUACCAAGAGCGUAGGGGAAGAGGUCUGCUCGCUUUCCUGCCCCUCCAACGCUCUCUUCCUCGCAGACUCGGAGAACAGCUACACACUGAGCUGCGGCGUGCCCGUCCAGCUUGGGAAAGCUCCGCAGAAGAGAAACGCCACCACGGCCUUACCCACCUGUGCCGACACGUUGGCCCCGCCCAUCAAACAGAAGGCCAGGUUUAAGAUCAAAGACGCCAAGUGUCACCUGAGACCCCGCAACAAGGAGAAACACAGAGAUUCAUCCAGGCAGAGCCUACAAGGAGGCCAGUUCCCCUGCACCGACGACUGCCAUGUAACUUUUGUCAACCUCAAGUGCGACUCGUCUAAGAAGCGACGACGAGGACGCAAAUCUCCCUCGAAAGAGGUUUCACACAUCACGGCCGAGUUUGAGAUGGAGAUGAAGGAGGAGGAGGCUUCAGACGUUUGCAAUGUGGACUGCGUACGGGAAAGGAUGAAGCAGAAGCUGCAGAGCGCCAUGCGGACGCUCAGGAAGUCCAUCAACAAGCAGCAGUUCUACAUCCAGUUCUCUGGGACGGAGUACGAGGUGGCCCAGAAACCGUCCCGGGUACUGGAAGGAGCCGAGGCCUGCAGCACGGGACAAGUCCUCCGGGACGGCAAGUGUGUGAGCUGCAGCUUGGGGACGUUCUACAGCGGGGAGCAGCAGCAGUGUGUCCAGUGUCCCACUGGGACCUACCAGGACACGGGGGGUCAGCUGUCCUGUGAGCCGUGUCCCAGUACUGAAGGACAGGGAAUCGCCGGAGCCAGGAACGUGUCCCAGUGCGGAGGCCAGUGUCCAGCGGGCCACUUCUCCGCCGACGGGUUCCAUCCAUGCCAGCCCUGUCAGCUGGGCUCCUACCAGACAGAACCAGGCCGUGUCCUUUGCUUCCUCUGCGGAGGAGGUCUCAUGACCAAGUAUGAAGGAUCAGUGUCCUUCAGGGACUGCGAGGCCAAAGUGCACUGCGCUCCUGGACAUUACUACAACUCCACUACGCACCGCUGUAUCCGCUGCCCAGGGGGAACCUACCAAUCGGAGUUUGGGCAGAACUACUGCAUCACUUGCCCGGGAAACACAACCACUGACUUUGAUGGAGCCACUAACGUAUCUCACUGCAAAAACCAGCUGUGUGGAGGUGAGCUGGGAGAAUAUACAGGCUACAUAGAGUCUCCCAACUACCCUGGCGACUACCCAUCCAACGUGGACUGUGUCUGGACCAUCAACCCGCCCCACAAGCGGCGGAUUCUUAUCGUGGUACCGGAAAUCUUCCUCCCCAUGGAGGAUGAGUGCGGGGACGUGCUAGUCAUGAGAAAGAGCGCCCUUCCCACAUCAAUCACGACCUAUGAGACGUGUCAGACCUAUGAGCGGCCAAUCGCCUUCACCUCUAGAUCCCGAAAGCUCUGGAUUCAGUUUAAGUCCAACGAGGGAAACAGUGGCAAAGGGUUCCAAGUUCCAUACGUCACGUACGAUGAGGACUACCAGCAGCUGAUAGAGGACAUUGUGCGAGAUGGCAGGCUCUAUGCCUCCGAGAACCACCAGGAGAUACUGAAGGACAAGAAGCUGAUAAAGGCCCUGUUUGACGUGUUGGCCCACCCCCAGAACUACUUCAGGUAUACGGCACAGGAGUCCAAAGAGAUGUUUCCCCGCUCCUUCAUCAAGCUGCUGCGCUCCAAAGUCACAAGGUUCCUGAGGCCGUACAAAUAGACUGGGACCCUUCACCUUUUUGUUAAAAGCCGCCCGUCAUUCCAAACCCAUUAACCUAAAUGGUCUCACCCCUCCCCUUUUCCCUGUGUAUUUCUCUCAGCCUGGAUCAAUACAUUAAUGUACCCGUUCUAUUACUAAUCUUCCUUUUGCCGUUUUGUUCCUCGAUCCAGUUAGUCACAUGAUGCCUUUCCUCAUCUUUAGCCCAUUUAAUCAGUUUAACACACUAUUAACUGACAGCUUUCACUCCACUCUUUGAAUCAGUAUUUUGGCAUGGUGACGCACCAGCGUCAACAAAUACAGUUCAGGCACAAUGUCGGUCUCCAGUGAAUGCUUCGGGGUGAAACAAUCCCUCAGAAAAUUGGUUUCAGUCGAGGGGAUGUCUGACUGACGAUGGAAACAAAGUGUAACGUGUCAAUUACUUUUCUUUGAUAUCAGGCAAACUUUUCAUGUAAGGUUUGACCUGUAUGGGCUUUUGCAGGCCGGUAUUAAUGUUUUUAUAACGUAGCAUAAGAAGAUAUAUAUUAGUGUGUAUAUAUUGUUUCUUUAAUUUGACCUUUUUCUUAGUUUUGGUAUUAUGGCAUUUCAGUUAAGGUUUUAAUUGUUGUUGCAAGUUGUAAUCGACUAUUGAAUACAAAAUGAGUACUUUUCAACCAAAUCCAAAGAAUAUAUAUAUAAAGCCCAUCAGACAAACAUAGCAAACAUUCACUUAAUUUCCUCUUAAUGUCCAGUUAAAGCAAGACAUAUAAUAAUAUAAAAAUUGGUUCUCACUGAGGAUAAGCAUUUAAAAGGAAACCUGUUUUUCAGAUGAUAUAAUGGCUAUUAUAGUUUCCCAACACAUUUGUUAGCGACCAGCUGAAAAGCUGAUCAGGCAGAUUGAUAUUGCUCUCGUGUCUGUAUGUUAGAAAUGAACAACAGCCUAAAGCACACAGCGUGAAGAACACAGAGGGAAACUAAAUCAGCUCACCAGCUGAAGGUCAGUAAGUAACGUGUAGCAUAUUGUGUGAUUUAUUGGGACCACCUGGUCCUUACUGGUCCCAAGCUAAGCUAAGCUAGUGCUGGAUAUAUGUCAUGAAGUGGUAUUCAGCGAAAGGGAUGUUUCACAACCCAAUGUCGGUCAAACCCUCGUUCAGCACAUCAUAAACUUUCUGCUCAAGUCCCUAACAUUCAUUUACCAACAAUAACUCCUCUCAUGUUCUCUGCUUGGUUUUCAUUGUUGUUGCUGUUGUUGUUUUUGUUUUUCUAAUAUUUAUACUGAACAUGUCAGAACUUGCAGAGGCCCAAUUCACAACUUUGUACCGCACGGGUGUGCAAGAUUUGUGCGCUCUCGUUUGGACCACACACGGGUGUACGUGCGCAAUGUGUUGAGACAUAUCGGCCCAUAUAGUGUACAUGGAUGUAUUCUGAAUUUAGAUGUCGUCAUUGGCCGCGAUGUGCAAGAGACAGGGAUGAGAAAAACAAUCGGUGCACUUAAAACCUAUUUUUAAAACGGAAAUUUGAAAGAAAUGUGAAAAGUGGAGAAACCAUUACGCCUUCAGAGGGCGGAGAUUAAAUGGGGCAAAUCAGAAAGUCUAUAUUGUAUUUGUUUUUUAAAUAAAAAAGAAGAAGAUAUAUAACAAGAUGAAACAAACUACCUGCAAGAGACAGCUAAUUACUUUAGAGAGAAAUGUAUGUGAUGUAACUAAUAUUUGGAACUUUAAUUGCACUUGAAUUUUAUAUUGUAAACUGUAGAAAAAAAAUAAGAUCUAAGUUGCGUAUUUGUUACUUUUUUGUGUGUGUGUGUGUGUGUGUGUGUCGUCUUUAAAUUUAGAGAGAGAAAGACAGCUGUGUCCCCCGCACUCUGUAGCUUGCUGUGACCCCACUUUCUCUCAGUAACAGUAGAGCUUCAAGUCCCAUUCACUCACACAGUGAGAAACAACCGUUCUGCUGAAGCGUCGACAUCUCGUACGUUAAACUAAUGAAAAACGGUGUCGGCAAUAGAUCAAAUCACCGCUAGUCCUGCUUCUCCCAUCCACGUCCUACAGCUGCCAGAGAGAAGAAGCAUCUUUAUUAAAGCUUCUUAUAUGAUGGCACUACUUAAAUACAGACACUAUAUGUCCGUUUCUUAAAACAAAUACAACACAUCCGCAUCUACCCCGAUGCAGUCUCUUUCUAUUAAACAGGAAUUAUAGUUUGUAUGCUGUGCUCUACCUUUAUAACCCAACCAAAUGGUUCUGUGUCAUUGCCGAUACUACUAAUAUGUCUAUGAAAUUGUUAACCAUGUAUUGAAGAUUGGCUCUGUAUCUGCACAUUGCGGCUGGAGUUGGGAAUCAUACACGUGUUAUGACUGGGGCGUUGGUGUGGAGGUGAAUGUAGAGAUGAGAGGCAUAUCCUCUCAGUGUCCAUCGCACUCGCAGCAAGUCAACUGUGGACCAGUGAACUUUAUCUGUGUGUUGUGUUGCUCCUUGAGAAGCAAGCCUUAGCUGAAAGAUGAUUAUAAAAGAAAUGCAAAUGUAAUAAUCCCUAUUGGUGAUGAAGCUUCUCUAGAAACUGAACUGGGCAGGAGGAACAUAACAAUGUGUCAGUGCUCAUCUGGAGUUUCAUCAAAGCUUAGUUGAUUAAACAUUAAUGGAGCAUCCUGGAGGUUUUGUAUGUUUAAGCCUAUUUACUACAAAUUUUUGAUAUUUUAUUAAGUAUUUUUGCCACUGGUUUCAAUUUAUUAAAGUUAAUAAAUACGCAUUAACACCAGAUUUUGCACAAGACAAUAACAGUCUCCUGGGUGAAAGCAUUUUGUUUGUUUGACCCAUCAUGAACCUUGUCUCCAAUUGAUCUUCUUCACCAUGCCAAAACAUCUGAAUAAAAAGGGUUUGGCAUUCAAAUCUUGCAGGAAAUGUACGAUACCAUAAUAUUUUCUUGGGGACUAUUUGGAAUCUAUCCAACAACAUCUGCUUAGAUUUAAACAAAAAGUUGGUUCAGGCCAGCCUUAUCUUUUUUUUCAUGGUGCACCAAAUUGAAAUGAGACAGGAAGCUAAAUUAAAACAAGUUAUGUAAAAUAUUUCUAAUAAAUGGGCUUGCAAAACCACAAGAUGUUCCUGCAUGGCAAUGAGUCAAUCACAGUUAGGGAUAUUAAAUCUGAUUUAAAAAAUGUUGCGAAACUAUACAAAAUCCCCCGUUAAACGAAUCUCUCUAGCUGUAAUUUCAAAUGUCAGUGAGGUCACACGAUCACCACAUAGGUUCCCCAUAUAAAAGCAUCCUGUCGUUCCACGCCUUGCCAAAUAGCUGCCACACAGACAAGUCAUGGUACGGCCUACUUCCUGUUUGAGGUGGGCACUGUUCAACAUGGAAAAAUAAUAUGAAAUGCUCUAAAAUGUAUAAUUGACUGUUGUUUUCUUCUUCCUCAGAAUGUAUUCUAUUGUGAAUGGGUGGCUGCAUGUGCGUGCGGGUGUUUGAGAGAUCAAUGUGAGUGCAGUAAGUGUGUUUUCUGUGUGUAUGAUUGAGUUUUUGUGCUGAGCGCCUGUGACAGAGAAAGAGACUUUGUGUGUCUGUGUGUACUUUAGUCAAAUUUUUAGAGGAAUCAUUUUAACGUCUGUGUUAGUCGGUUGUACCCAAAGAGAGAAACUGUAACGCAGUGUUGUGCCAUUAUUUGGACCAUGAAACUCCAAUACUGAACAAAUUAAAAUAAAAAGACUAGCAGAAA